Eucalyptus grandis is the source of this 2239-nucleotide messenger RNA. Its product is annotated as lysophospholipid acyltransferase LPEAT2. The transcript has 14 exons. Lineage: Eukaryota; Viridiplantae; Streptophyta; Magnoliopsida; Myrtales; Myrtaceae. Gene Ontology annotation, molecular function: lysophosphatidylethanolamine acyltransferase activity; calcium ion binding. Gene Ontology annotation, biological process: phospholipid metabolic process. Bases 273 to 2024 code for a protein of 583 amino acids. The record is from RefSeq and is a predicted model, not a curated record.
CGCCAUCAUCAAUGCGAUUAUCUCCACACGCUCUGCUCCCUCCCAGAUGUCGCCACAUGAUGCUUUUCGCCACUCACCCAACAUAAAGUUUCGACCUUUGAACCUUUCUCACCAUCUGUCUCUCUCUCUCUCUCUCUCUCCAUCGACCUUUCGUUUUGGUGUUCGAAAUUCCUGCACGUUCCCACAUUUUCUCUCUCUCUCUUUCGGUCUUCUGUUUUCUCGGCGUGAAUCUUCUUCUUCCAUCCCCUCCCGGGUCUUCCGGAGCUCUGUCGAUGGCGAACCAAGAUCUGGCCUCCCCUCUCCUCUCCCCUCGGCGCCACCCGUCCGAUCCCCCGCACUCCAUCGUCACCAUCCACCACGACAACGGACCCCCGUCAAAGCAGAACCUUCGGAAGCCAAAACCCAGAACCCAGAACCACCACCACCGCCGCCAUAACAACGGCAACGGUGAUAAUCACAACUGUAACAAUCGCGUCCGCGGCGGCAACGGCAACGGCAACGGCAGCAAUACCCACUUGGAGAGGCCCGACCCCUUCGAGUUCCUUGGGUCCGGGAGCUUCUCCGUGCCCGCGGCCAGCACCGUCGACCCGUUCUUGAAUCACACCGAUAAGGUCGAUGGGGUCUACGAGGUGGUGAAGAUCGUGCUGUGCCUGCCCAUCGCUCUGGUGAGGCUCGUGAUCUUCGGGGUUUGCCUGUCCGUGGGGUUCAUCGCCACCAAGCUGGCUCUUCUGGGUUGGGAGGAUAAGGAGAACCCGAUGCCCAGAUGGAGGUGUCGGCUCAUGUGGGUUACCCGGAUUUCCGCCCGUUUUAUCUUGUUCUCAUUUGGCUACCAGUGGAUAAGAAGAAAAGGAAAACCCGCUCCAAGGGAGACUGCUCCUAUAGUUGUGUCAAACCAUGUGUCAUAUAUCGAUCCCAUAUUUUAUUUUUAUGAGCUGUUCCCUACCAUGGUUGCUGCCGAGUCCCAUGAUUCUAUACCCUUUGUCGGAACUAUCAUCAGAGCUAUGCAGGUAAUAUAUGUUAAUAGAUUCAUUCCUUCAUCAAGGAAGAAUGCGGUUAAUGAAAUAAAGAGAAAGGCUUCCUGCGAUAGAUUUCCUCGGGUGAUGCUCUUUCCUGAGGGAACAACUACUAAUGGAAGGGUCAUUAUUUCAUUUCAACUUGGUGCAUUUAUCCCUUCUUACCCGAUUCAACCAGUAAUUGUCCGUUAUCCUCAUGUACACUUUGAUCAAUCUUGGGGAAAUAUCUCCUUGGCAAAGCUCAUGUUCAGGAUGUUCACUCAGUUUCAUAAUUUUAUGGAGGUGGAAUAUCUUCCUGUCAUUUAUCCGCUUGAGGACCAGAAAGAAACUGCUGCCCGUUUUGCGAAGAGAGCGAGCAAUGCUAUUGCGACAGCUCUGAACGUCACCCAAACAUCCCAUUCUUAUGGGGAUGUCAUGCUUCUUAUGAAAGCUGUCGAGUCAAAGCAGGGGAAGCCUUCGAGUUAUAUGGUUGAAAUGGCGCAGGUGGAAUCUCUCUUCCAUUUGAGCAGCCUGGAAGCCGUUGACUUUCUGGAUAAGUUUCUGUCGAUGAAUCCAGACUCAAGUGGGCGUGUGUCAAUGGAUGGCUUUUUGAGGGGCCUGAGACUGAGAGCUUCUACUCUUUCUGAAGAGAUAUUUAGGUUCCUUGAUGUGGAUAACUACGGAAAAAUCACAUUCAAGCAGUUUUUAUUUGGGUCGGCUCAUGUUAUGAAGCAACCAUUAUUUAGAGAAGCCUGCCAACUGGCACUUCGGGAAUGUGAUGUAGGAGGCAGAGGUUACAUCUCAGAGGAACAAUUGGGAAAUAGCCUUAGAGUAACCAUGAUGAAUAUGAGCAAGGAAGAGAUUCGCGAACUGUUCGAAUUGUUUGAUGGGGAUGGUGAUGGAAGGGUGAGCAACGACGACUUUAUGUCCUGCUUAAGAAGAAACCCACUCCUAAUAGUGCUCUUCUCUCACUGUUUAUGGCACGAUGAUUCGUCAGAAGCUGGUGACAGAACAGCUGAUGAGAUUGUUUGAGUAUUGGUUUUCUUGCUUCAUGUUAGGUAAAGUUUGUAUUGUUUGCUGCUCCCAUGGGUUUUGAUCUGAGAGAGAGGGAGAGAGAGAGAACGGGGUGCUUUCAUUUUUUUUUCAGUGCCCCCUUACUAGGAAGGGACUUCAUGAAUAUACUUUAUAUCAAAUCGAUAUACAAGUUUUUGUCUUGAGAUUGCCUUCAACAUAGUUUUUUCCUUAUC